CAUUUGUUUGACCUAAAUACCCCUUUUUAUGCAUAGCCUCGGAUCUUGAUUUUCCCUUCUCAACCCUCACAAUUUCAUUACCCUUUCUCCAAUCUUCUCCUUCUUACCCUUCUUCUGCACUAUUUCCGAUUUUCUCCCACUUCCCCGCCAUUUUUUUUCCAUCAACCUCUUUUCAAACUCAAAACCCCCUUUUCCCUUCUCUGAUCCGCUUCUAGUAACUUCUCACCACUAUGCUUUUUCCCAUCAUGGUUCGUUACCCUUUUGUGAUAUGGUGAAGCCCCUCUGGAUCUUGCAAUAAUGUCACAGCCAUAAAACAGUUAUUUGUAUUGUAAACUGUGGUUCUUGUUGUUGUCGGAGUAGUGAUUUAUAUCUUCAAUGGCUAACCAUGAUAUGAUGCUUGAUCAAAGUCAUAAUUUGGUACAUGGCCAUGGCCAGCAAUCGGUGCUUGACCGUCAUCAAAAUUUUGGACUUGGCGAGAACCGUGCAUUGGAAAUGAGAUCAGACCUUGAGCAUCAUUUGGACUUGGGACAAACCCAUCAUGAUGAACUGGGCUUGGAACACGCCGAUGAACAUCAAUUCGGGUUGGAACAAAACCAUGACUAGGAAGGUGGUGAUGGUCAAACUUAUGAGCAUGAGCAUGACCAUAAAGUGGCCAUGGAUCAAAAACCUGAGCAUGAUGGAAACGAUGAGUUGUCCUUUCCUGAACAAAACCAUGAGUUGGUCCUAUCGGAGAACAAUGAUUUGACUGUUUCAGAAAGCCAAGGAUUUAAUGAGAGCAUGGACCUGGCUGUGGUUCAGAAUCCCGAAAUGAGCAUCGAGUCUGCCAAUGACAUGGUUGUUUAUCAGUCACAGUAUAUGCUUUCUUCUACACCUCAUGUAGUUCAGGCUCGUACAGUUGAUGUGAUUCCAACUUAUGAAUUGUCGGUAGGCCAAGAAUUUCCUAAUGUCAAGAGUUGCCGAAGAGCAUUGAGGGAUACAGCAAUUGUUCUGCACUUUGAGAUGCAGACUAUAAAAUCCGACAAGACACGCUUUACUGCCAAAUGUGCCAGUGAGGGUUGUCCCCGGCGCAUUCAUGCAGCAAAGCUCCCAGGGGUUCCAACUUUUACUAUCAGGACAAUUCGUGAGAGUCAUACAUGUGGAGGAAUUUCUCAUCUUGGUCAUCAGCAAGCUUCAGUUCAGUGGGUUGCUAGCUCUGUGGAGCAAAGGUUGAAUGAGAAUCCUAAUUGCAAGCCAAAGGAGAUAUUGGAAGAGAUUCAUAGGGUUCACGGUAUCACCUUAUCGUACAAGCAAGCAUGGAGAGGCAAGGAGCAUAUCAUGGCUGCAAUGCGUGGAUCUUUCGAAGAAGGGUAUCGUUUGCUGCCACAAUACUGUGCACAUGUGAAACGCACAAACCCAGGAAGUAUUGCAUCUGUUUACGGAAAUCCAUCUGAUAAUUGCUUUCAACGCCUAUUCAUUUCUUUUCAAGCAUCUAUUUAUGGACUUUUAAAUGCAUGUCGGCCACUCUUGGGGCUUGAUAGAAUAUAUCUUAAGAGCAAGUAUCUUGGUACGUUACUUCUUGCUACGGGGUUUGAUGGUGAUGGGGCUCUCUUUCCUCUUGCAUUUGGUGUUGUUGACGAGGAGAACGAUGAUAAUUGGAUGUGGUUUCUGUCUAAACUUCAUAACCUGCUCGAGAUUAAUACUGAAAACAUGCCAAGGCUUACUAUUUUGUCUGAUAGACAGCAGGGAAUUGUGGAUGGCGUUGAAGCAAAUUUUCCCACUGCUUUCCAUGGAUUCUGUAUGCGGCACUUAAGUGACAACUUCCGAAAGGAAUUUAAUAAUACCAUGCUGGUCAAUCUUCUAUGGGAAGCCGCCAAUGCUCUUACUAUAAUUGAAUUUGAAGGUAAAGUUAUGGAAAUUGAAGAGAUAUCACAAGAUGCUGCAUAUUGGAUUCGAAGAAUUCCACCUCGUCUGUGGGCUACGGCUUAUUUCGAGGGGCAGAGGUUUGGUCAAACAACGGCCAACAUUGUUGAAGAUUUAAACAGUUGGAUAUUAGAAGCAUCUGGGCUUCCAAUAAUUCAAAUGUUGGAAUGCAUUAGGAGGCAGCUAAUGACUUGGUUAUAUGAGCGCCGAGAAACCAGUAUGCAGUGGGCAUCCGUACUUGUUCCUUCUGCUGAGAGACGUGUAACAGAGGCUAUUGAACAUGCACGCACAUAUCAGGUUCUUCGUGCCAACGACGCUGAGUUUGAAGUUAUAUCUCAUGAGGGAACUAAUAUAAUUGAUAUAAGAAAUCGCUGCUGUCUUUGUCGUGGUUGGCAGCUUUAUGGCUUGCCCUGUGCACAUGCUGUGGCAGCACUUUUGUCUUGUAGACAAAAUUUUCAUAGAUUCACAGAAAGUUGUUUCACUGUUGCAACAUAUCGCAAGACAUACUCAGAAACCAUACAUCCCAUUCCUGACAAAUCUCUCUGGAAGGAGUUGUCUGAGGGGGAUGCCAGUGUUAGCCAAGCUCUUGAAGUUGUUAUUUACCCGCCUAAAUCACUCAGGCCACCUGGGCGACCAAGAAAGAAGAGAGUUUGUGCAGAAGAUCGCGGGCGUGUUAAGCGAGUGGUACAUUGUAGUCGCUGCAAUCAAACAGGUCACUUUAGAACAACAUGUGCUGCCCCCAUCUAAUAAUUCGGACUAUCCUCUUGUGUCAUGUUCUCUUUCUUCCAAAGGCUUUCUGUCCUAUUUUUUUUUUUUUUAGGCUUCACAGGCUCAUACCUUACGGUUGCUAGUAAAUGACGACCUUUACAUUUACAUACAAUAAUGUGAGUUGAUUUUUAACGAAUAUUCUCCAUGUAUAUAAUAAUAAUUGGGGCCUUGUGCAAAAAAAAAACGGCCUCGUGCAAUAAAUCGUUUGUAUUAAUGGCAUGCCUUUUGUUUCUUACUGUGUUUCUGUAAGUAUGUUCGUACCUCAGAAUGUUAGGGGGAACCCAUUUAUAACAA
Messenger RNA from Medicago truncatula (barrel medic), 2961 nucleotides. RefSeq lists its product as uncharacterized. Gene Ontology annotation, molecular function: zinc ion binding. The transcript has 2 exons. The record is from RefSeq and is a predicted model, not a curated record. NCBI's taxonomy places the organism in Eukaryota, Viridiplantae, Streptophyta, Magnoliopsida, Fabales, Fabaceae. The coding region runs from base 655 to 2646 and encodes 663 amino acids.